This is a messenger RNA of Cooperia oncophora, 294 nucleotides long. The record is from the annotation of a GenBank genome assembly. NCBI's taxonomy places the organism in Eukaryota, Metazoa, Nematoda, Chromadorea, Rhabditida, Trichostrongylidae.
AUGAAAGGUCAGGAUAGGUUCAUUGCUAGUGCUCUAAUGAAUUACUGCGGUUAUUGCGAGCGCAAAAUCGAGGACGAGCCAGCACUUUUCGCUAGGGGAAGGCUAUGGCACGUAAAUCAUUUGCUGUGUGACGAGUGCGGCUGCCGGAUUCAAGAGGAAGAGAAGUUUGAAGAAAGGGAAGGUUUCAUCAUUUGCCGUCAUUGCUACCUGAACGGCAAGAACCCAAAGUGCGCAGGUAAGCUCCACAACUUGAAGAUUCUCACCUCUUGCCUCCUGGAAGUGCGUCGGUAUUGA